GAAGAGUGUGUGCUGAUGCAAAUCCAAUCAAAGGUGAAAAACAAAGAAGGAACAAGAUCGAAACGGAAGAGAAAAGCUGAAACAGCAAUCCAUUAAUGGUGGUGAUGAUCAUCAAGGGUAUAUUCAGGAGGUAUGAGAAAUGGAAUCCUGUUCAUCCUACUUAUGGAGCCUUUUGGGGAAUGGGUAUUGGCAUUGGCUGUGGCGUCGGAUGGGGACCUGGUUUUGGCCCUGAGGUCAUUGGCUACGUCGGUGCUGGCUGCGGCGUUGGUUUCAGUGUUGGCAUUACGCUCGCUGGUCUUGGCAUUGGUCUCCCCACAAACCUUCUUCUUGCAGCUCCUUAUAACACUGUAGAAGCAACUAGAAAGGGUGCUAUUAAGUUGUUUGGUAAUAGUCUUUCAAUUGAUGGGUGGAGCGAUGUUAUGCCUCAGUUUGUUGGGUUGAAGAGACAAGUCAGUGAGAUGUGCUCUGGUUUUAACAAGAAGCCUCCUCUCUUAGAUGAUGCCGUUGACUUGAAAAGUUUGCCUUUGUUCAUUCCACAUGAUUGUGGAAGCUCUGGGAUCCAUCUUCUCUAUAUGCGCAAAGGUACAUUUCACUGUCUAUAUGUUUAUUUCUCUAUUAAUGUUUUAAAGCUCUUCUCUAUCUGUUUUCUUGUCAUUGAUAAGACAUAUUGUUGUCUUAAGAAUCGAUCAUUUUGUUUGUUAGGACAAAGUGGAUAGAGAAAACAGUAAAAGAUGUGUCAAACUUUAUUUUCAGGUUUGAAAGACAAGAAACGUGGAGAUUCAUCAGCUAUGUAAUGACGUUAGACCACGAGGAUCUCAAGCAUCUGAGACGCUCCUGUCGAGAUUUUGAUUGAAUAAUUACUUUCCUGUCUUGGUUGGAGGGCACACUAUGAAACAAACCUGAAGCAUUUGUGUGUGAGUCCAUGUUACAGUUACAUAGAUACAUGUGCGAGGUUUGGUGUUUGGCAAUAGCAUUUAUGGACAGACAGUUCAGGUUAGGUAAAGGAAAACAGAGUGCAUAAGUGUAGUUAUGCUUCAAGCACUUCAUCCUCUUCACUCAAUACUCAUCAUGUAUUAUAAGUUUUCUUUUAACUCAUAUCAUUUAUUUAGUGACUAAGAGGUUUUGAAUUCGUUAGCUCAGCACAUAGCAAGACCACUGGACCAUGUAAUAUUUUUUUUUUCAAAUUUGUUUAUGUUUAUAAAACAACAAAACAAAACCCAAUACACUGCUAAA
Brassica rapa (field mustard) is the source of this 1233-nucleotide messenger RNA. RefSeq names its product cadmium-induced protein AS8. Lineage: Eukaryota; Viridiplantae; Streptophyta; Magnoliopsida; Brassicales; Brassicaceae. The record is from RefSeq and is a predicted model, not a curated record.